Molecule: messenger RNA, 1701 nt
Organism: Emiliania huxleyi CCMP1516
Lineage: Eukaryota; Haptophyta; Isochrysidales; Noelaerhabdaceae
Exons: 2
Coding region: 1-1701 (566 amino acids)
Source: RefSeq, a predicted model, not a curated record
AUGCACACGCGGCCACUGCUCGCUGAACGGUUGAAUGACGGCCAGUUGCCACACGGCAAGACGACCCCUCACCGCCAUUGCGGCUUGGUUGUUCUGAGUCUGCUCCUCCUCCUCGCAUGCGCGUGGUGCGCCAGCGCCCGCUCCGCUGUCCUGACUGUCGAGAAGGAGACUGUCGAGAAGGAGAGCCCUGCCGUCAUUGCUCGCACCAGCUGCGGUGUCGUGCAGGGGCGGACGCAGGCGGGUGGCGUCGCCGCCUUUCGCGGCAUUCCCUUCGGCGAAGCUGGCCGCUUCCUGCCUCCGACGCCCGCCGCCUGCUGGCACGGCGUACUGGAUGCCUUGGCCGACGGACCGGGCUGCCCUGGCAUGAAACCGCCGUACGGCCCUCCGGCCGUCUCCGAGCAGUGCCUGACGCUCAACGUCUUCACUCCCGUCGCCGCGCUCGGCAACGCCUCCGCCCGGCUCAGCGUCCUUGUCUGGCUGUACGGCGGCUCUCUUGUCGAGGGGUCCGUCGCCUCGUACGGCGCGAUCGAGAACCUGGUCAGCGGCAGCGGCGGGCGGGCGAUGCUGGUCGCGAUGAACUACCGCCUCGGCGCGCUCGGCUUUGCCGCGCUGGAGGAGCUCGCUUCGGCCGACCCUCGCGGAGUGAGCGGCAAUUACGGCAUCCUCGACCAGCAGCUGGCGAUGCGGUGGGUCGCGAAGAACGCCGCCGCCUUCGGCGGCGACGCGGCCAAGGUGACGCUCCUCGGCCAGUCCUCUGGCGGCACCUCCAUCCUCGCCCACCUCGCCGCGCCGGCGAGCCGCGGCCUCUUCCACGCCGCCAUCCCUAGAAGCGGAAUACGUAUUCUAAUCCAACCAGCGCUCGAGUGGACACGCGGACUCGAGUGGUCUGCUCUGCCGUACGUCGACGGCGUCACCAUCACGCGAGGCAGCUUGGAGGCGGCGCGCGAGGGCUACUCGGCGCCGCUGUUGCUGCAGAUGCUCGAGGGCGAGCUCGACUGGCAGCCCGACCCCGCCCUCGCCGCGCUGCGCAGCCGCGCCGACGCGGCCGCCUACAUCGAGGCCAAGCUGACGCCCGGCUUCGGCGCGGCGGCAGCGCGGCUCUACUCGAUCUACGCGGGUGUCGGCGGCGAGAACGAGACCCUGCCCGCCGCGCCAGCUUACGCGCUGACUGCGGACACGGGCGCGACUUGCGGCUCGCUCGCGCUCGCAGUUGAGGCGGGCGCCGCGCGGCGGAGGAGCGGCACCGCCGCCGUCUUCCUCUCCCUCGUCCGGGCGCGGCCGCACCACCCGCUCUUCCUCGAGGACUGCCACACGCCCUCCAUCUACGCCUUCCACCUCUUCGACUUCAUCGCCGCCAUGUCGGUCGGCGCGCCCACCGCGGCGGCGGUGAGCGCCUGGGGCUGGGACCCAGACGUGUCGUACUGGCCCGGGAGCCGGUGCGGCCCCUACCGCCCAGCGCCGGCGGACGUGGCGCUCGGUCGAGCGCUCCUCCGGCAGUGGCUCUCCUUUGCGGAGCACGCGGGCUUCCCCGCCGGCGAGGGCUGGCGUGCGGUCGACGAUGAGCCGGGCUGGCCGGCCCACUAUGCGCACGGCGUCAUUGGCGACGGAGGGCGGACGACCAGCGAGGUCGACCUCAAGACGGCCGCGUGCGCGGCGUGGCGGGAGGCCGGCGUGGGGCAAGAGUGGUGGUGGAUCAACUAG